CCUCCACCUUUGGCGCGAAGGACCCAGACGCCCUCCCGGCAACAGCUCUCGCAUCUCUUUGCAGCCUGUUUCUGCACAUAACCGAAGGAAGACCCCUAACACUAACGGCCCCGGGACCAUCGAGCUGAUGGCGUCUUCGACCCCUUCUUCUUCAGCAACCUCCUCGAAUGCGGGAGCAGACCCCAAUACCAGUAACCUGCGCCCCACAACUUAUGACACCUGGUGCGGCGUGGCUCAUGGAUGCACCAGAAAACUGGGGCUCAAGAUUUGCGGCUUCUUGCAAAGGACUAAUAGCCUGGAAGAGAAGAGCCGGCUUGUGAGUGCUUUCAAGGAGAGGCAGUCUUCCAAGAACCUGCUUUCCUGUGAAAACAGUGACAGGGAUGGCCGCUUCCGGAGAACAGAGACAGACUUCUCCAAUCUUUUUGCUCGAGAUCUGCUUCCAGCUAAGAAUGGGGAGGAGCAGACUGUACAGUUCUUACUGGAAGUCGUGGACAUUCUCCUCAACUAUGUCCGCAAGACAUUCGAUCGCUCCACUAAGGUGCUGGACUUCCAUCACCCACACCAGCUGCUGGAAGGCAUGGAGGGCUUUAACUUGGAGCUCUCUGACCACCCUGAGUCUCUGGAGCAGAUCCUGGUUGACUGUAGAGACACCCUGAAGUAUGGGGUCCGCACAGGUCAUCCUCGAUUUUUCAAUCAACUGUCCACGGGACUAGAUAUCAUUGGGUUAGCUGGCGAAUGGCUGACAUCAACUGCCAAUACCAACAUUCCAGAGUUUUAUACAGGAGGAGCCAUAUCCAACAUGUACAGCAUCAUGGCAGCUCGCUACAAGUACUUCCCGGAAGUUAAGACCAAGGGCAUGGCAGCUGUGCCCAAACUUGUCCUCUUCACAUCAGAACACAGUCACUAUUCCAUAAAGAAGGCUGGGGCAGCUCUUGGCUUUGGAACCGACAAUGUGAUUUUGAUAAAGUGCAAUGAAAGGGGGAAGAUAAUUCCAGCUGAUUUAGAGGCAAAAAUUCUUGAAGCCAAACAAAAGGGCUAUGUUCCUCUUUAUGUUAAUGCAACUGCUGGCACAACUGUUUAUGGGGCUUUUGAUCCAAUACAGGAGAUAGCAGAUAUAUGUGAGAAGUAUAACCUUUGGCUGCAUGUUGAUGCUGCCUGGGGUGGUGGGCUUCUCAUGUCCAGAAAACACCGCCAUAAACUCAGUGGCAUAGAAAGGGCCAACUCAGUCACCUGGAACCCUCACAAGAUGAUGGGCGUGCUGCUGCAGUGCUCCGCCAUUCUUGUUAAAGAAAAGGGGAUCCUUCAAGGCUGCAACCAGAUGUGUGCAGGGUACCUCUUCCAGCCAGACAAGCAGUACGACGUCUCCUACGACACUGGGGACAAGGCAAUUCAGUGUGGCCGCCACGUGGACAUUUUCAAGUUCUGGCUGAUGUGGAAAGCAAAGGGCACGGUGGGAUUUGAAAAUCAGAUCAACAAAUGCCUGGAACUGGCUGAAUAUCUUUAUGCCAAGAUUAAAAACAGGGAUGAAUUUGAAAUGGUUUUUGAUGGGGAGCCUGAGCAUACAAACGUCUGUUUCUGGUAUAUUCCACAAAGCCUGAGAGGUGUUCCAGAUAGCCCCGAACGACAGGAAAAACUACACAGGGUGGCUCCAAAAAUCAAAGCCCUGAUGAUGGAAUCUGGCACCACCAUGGUCGGCUACCAGCCUCAGGGGGACAAGGCCAACUUCUUCCGGAUGGUCAUCUCGAACCCAGCUGCUACCCAGUCUGAUAUCGACUUCCUCAUUGAGGAGAUAGAAAGACUGGGCCAGGAUCUAUAAAUUCAGAACAUGAGUCUGUGGGAAUUCCCUUUCCUCUCUGGCACUCUAGAACAACCUAUAUAAGUUGCUGAAAUACAUGCCCCAUUUCACUGAGGGAACAUAUACUCUCUUGAAGAAUACUGUUACAACCUUACUUAAGCUUGUUAUAGGUAGCAGGAAAUAAUGUUCUUUUUAAAAAGUUGCACAUUAGGUACACAGUAUAUAUGUACAGUUAUAUAUACCUCUCUCUCUCUAUCUGUAUGUAUAGUUAGUGUGGCUUAGUGAUAGCUCACAGCAUGCCCCCACUCCACAGGAAUUAACUUCACCUUCAGCUGUUACCGAGGGGCCAAACAUGCUGCAAACCAGCUUACUCACCAACCACAGGGAAGAUGUCUACCCAAAUGUCAUGUCAUAAGGACUAAGGGAAAUGCUGUGGUGGCAGCUGACUUCAUUGUCAGUGUUUCUCCCACCCGAAGUGAUGAUGGAUGAGAAAAAGCACCCCUAAAUGACAAGAGUCAUGCCCUGCCCUUUAGUAUCCUCUUAGGGGGAAAUAGCAGCUGAGUCAUUGUCACAGGUGUACUAUUCCUGUAUUUUUAGAGGUUAAUUUGUGUAGAUUGUGACUAUAUUACUGUUGUCUGACCUGGGGGAGAGGGGAGAGAAUACACAUAAUGAUUUCGAUGACUUUAAUUAUAGGUAAAUGAAAUAUUUGCUUAUUUAUAUUCAGAUAUUUACCAUGUUAAAGAGGUGUCUUGUAUUUUCUUCCCAUUUGUAAUGUAUCUUAUUUAUAUAUUAAUGCAGUAAGGUCUGAAAAAUUGUUUAUGGUAUUUUCGUGCACUUGUGAGCCAAAGAGAAAAGAUUAAAAUUAGUGAGACUUGUAUUUAUAUUAGAGUGCCCUUCCUUAAAAUAAGGAUUUAAGCAUAAGUUUACUAUCUAUAAGAGAAUUCUGACAUUGUACAUAAAGUCAUAUAUAUGCAAAUCCCAUUACUUAAACAGCUCCUGCUCUCCUAUUAUCUUCUGUCUGGCUGUAUAUCUGUGUUCUCAAAGCUUUUCUAGUUAACUAUUAAAUAAUGACUACAUCUCUUGUAAUUUUGUAGUAGUUCAUGACCAAUCUCUGUGACUUGCUUAGCUCAAACCUAAGGCAAUGUUUUGAAUACCUUCCGAAGAUCUCAGAUUAAUUGACCAGGCUCACAACUGUUUUUGAAGAAAGGAAAUUCACACUGUGCGUUUUAAGAGUAUGCAAGAAUAUAAAUAAAUAAAGCUAUUCUCCAUGGAGAACUCA
Messenger RNA from Condylura cristata (star-nosed mole), 3074 nucleotides. RefSeq names its product glutamate decarboxylase 1 (brain, 67kDa) (gene GAD1). The record is from RefSeq and is a predicted model, not a curated record. Bases 128 to 1816 code for a protein of 562 amino acids. NCBI's taxonomy places the organism in Eukaryota, Metazoa, Chordata, Mammalia, Eulipotyphla, Talpidae. Gene Ontology annotation, cellular component: presynaptic active zone; cytoplasm. Gene Ontology annotation, biological process: GABA biosynthetic process. The transcript has 16 exons. Gene Ontology annotation, molecular function: pyridoxal phosphate binding; glutamate decarboxylase activity.